This is a messenger RNA of Aspergillus affinis, 1218 nucleotides long. Its product is annotated as aminotransferase-like domain-containing protein. Gene Ontology annotation, molecular function: L-2-aminoadipate:2-oxoglutarate transaminase activity; pyridoxal phosphate binding. The transcript is spliced from 3 exons. Bases 1 to 1218 code for a protein of 405 amino acids. Gene Ontology annotation, biological process: biosynthetic process. NCBI's taxonomy places the organism in Eukaryota, Fungi, Ascomycota, Eurotiomycetes, Eurotiales, Aspergillaceae. The record is from RefSeq and is a predicted model, not a curated record.
AUGUUGGAGAGAAAACAGAUCAACUUCUUCCGGGGCUCCCCAGCCCCAACCCUGAUUCCAACCGAGCUCCUCAAACAGGCGGCCUCCGCUGCGUUAUCCGAUCCAACCAUCUCCGGUCCGGGAUGCGACUACGGCCCAGAGGAGGGCUAUUUGCCACUCAGGGAGAGCAUCGCCAGAUGGCUCACAAGUGUAUAUCGACUACCGCAGUCAAUCGAUACCGAGCGAAUUUGCAUCACCGGUGGAGCAAGCCAAAACCUGGCGUGCUUGUUGCAGGUUUUUACAGACCCGGUGCAAACCAGAGCUAUAUGGCUGCCUCAACCAACUUAUCAUUUGGUGUUUGAAGUGUUUGAAGAUGCCGGAUUUCAUGGAUUGCUGAAAGCCAUUCCGGAAGAUGCAGACGGAAUGGAUGCUGGGGCUCUCGAUGAGGCGAUAUCGCGGAUGGGGUCGGAUCCGGCGACGUUGGACCGAUUGUGCAUUACAAUGUCGUUGUCUCGAAGAGAGGAGCUCGUCCGAGUAGCGCGCAAACACGACGCACUGAUCGUUAGCGACGACGUCUAUGACUUUUUACAUAUAACUGGAACAACAUCCUCGACUGCAGCAGUCCCACCGCAGCGGAUUGUCGAUAUUGACAGAACGCUAGAUGGCGGGUUACAAGACCGAUUCGGAAACGCUCUCAGCAACGGAUCGUUCAGUAAACUUGUCGGACCCGGGUGUCGCGUCGGAUGGGCGGACGGACCAGGCCCUUUGAUGUAUGGGCUUUCGCAAUGUGGUUCAAAUAUCUCCGGCGGUGCACCAUCCCAACUAAUCUCAACAUUCAUCAACCAAAUCGUCCAAAACGGGUCCUUGGCAGAUCAUAUCGAGAAAGCUUUAAUUCCCGCCUGUACACGACGAUUCAACGCUAUCGUAUCGGCCAUCAAAGAUCAUCUCGUACCACUGGGGGUGCCAUUUCAACCAGAUGGAGAGACAAAGCCUGCCGGCGGAUAUUUUGUUUGGCUUACUCUUCCUGCAUCGUUGAGUAGUUGGAAAGUAUGCGAGGAGGCAAGGGCGCGUGCAAAUCUCAUUCUUCCAAAUGCGACAGUUUUUGCUGUGCCGGGGAAUGACAUUCCAGAUCUUCUUCGUCGGCAGCUGAGGCUUUGUUAUAUGUGCGUGGAUGAAGCGGAUAUUGCGGAGGGUAUCUUUCGGCUGGCGGAGGUAAUUCGGGGUGUUUUGAGGGGUUGA